AUGUCGUCUGCAGGACCACCUGCGCAGGCUGCGCCGCGCACGAAAAAGCAACGCGCUGGACCAGCGCCGUUCUACUUGCCAUUGAAUAUAACGCUCUACGUGUGUCUCAUUUCGAAUUCAAUUGCCGCUUUCCUUGCUCCGAUUCAAGACUGCGACGAGGUCUUCAACUUCUGGGAACCUACGCAUUACGUCAACUACGGAUACGGGCUUCAAACAUGGGAAUAUUCGCCGGUUUAUUCGAUCCGAAGCUGGCUGUACAUCUCUCUCCAUGCGCUCGUGGGAAAGGCCGGUUCGUUGGUUUUCCGUGACAAGGUCUCCGCAUUCUACGUCGUUCGCUUUGCUUUGGCCGUCGUUUGCGCCUCUUGUGAGACAAGGAUGUACUCAGCAAUUUGCCGGACCCUGAGCCCGAGAAUCGGGCUUCUGUUCCUCAUGAUUGUCGCGUUCAGUCCGGGCAUGUUUCAUGCCUCUACUGCGUUUCUGCCGUCGAGCUUUACCAUGUACAUGUCUAUGUUGGGAUUGACUGCUUUCUUGGACUGGAGGGGAGGACAGAAGACAGCGCAGGGCAUUAUGUGGUUCGGACUGGGUGCGAUUGUCGGCUGGCCGUUCGCUGGAGCCCUGCUUCUUCCGCUUCUGGUUGAGGAGUUUGUCAUUGGAUUCCUUGCGGGCUCUCUCAAAAAAGUGGUUUUCAGCGUAGUUGAUGGCGCUUUGCGGUGUCUGGUCAUUUUGGCUGCCGAAGUCGCUGUCGACUAUGUGUUUUUCCAAAAUUUCACCAUCGUUCCGUGGAAUAUUGUCGCUUACAACAUCUUUGGCGGCGAAGGAAGAGGCCCUGAGAUCUUUGGCACAGAGCCAUGGACGUUCUAUAUCCGGAACUUAUUGCUUAACUUCAAUAUUUGGUUCAUUCUUGCUAUGUUGGCUGCACCGCUGCUUGCCUUCCAGGCAAUCUUCCGGUCUCAGGCCACCAAUAAGCAGACGAUUCUGCGAACCGUCACCCUUCUCACUCCGUUCUACAUGUGGCUCAGUAUUUUCAUUGUCCAACCUCACAAGGAAGAGCGAUUUAUGUAUCCCGCAUACCCCUUCCUUGCUAUCAAUGCCGCUAUUGGCUUCCACAUGCUUCUCUCAUUUAUUGGGUCCAGCAACCCGAAAGAGCUAAUGGGGCGAGUGCCGGCCCAGUUAAAGCUUGCUGUGGUCUUGUCGAUGAUUCUUCUGUCUAUUAAUGCAGGCUUACUACGAACCAUCGGUAUAAUCACCGCCUAUAACGCUCCUUUGAAGGUGUUAGAGCCAUUGGAGAAGACAGAAGUCCAGGCUGGCGAGUCCGUCUGUUUUGGCAAAGAAUGGUAUCGGUUCCCGUCGUCAUACUUCCUCCCCAAUGACAUGCGAGCGAAGUUCAUCAAGAGUGAAUUCAAGGGACUUCUUCCCGGGGAGUUCCCUGAUGCUGCUGAUUACCCCGCUCUUUUCAAUGGCGCAUCACAAAUUCCCACUGGAAUGAACGAUCGCAACGAGGAAGAUACUGGCAAAUACGUCGACAUUUCUCAAUGCUCUUAUCUCGUUGAUUCGUAUUUCUCCGGACGUGAAGCAACCGAGCUGGAGCCGCAUUACGUCGACGACGAGUCGCAGUGGAAGAAACUCUCCUGCAGGGAAUUCCUUGAUACCUCUCAGACCGGUCUUUUGGGCCGUCUGAUUUGGAUUCCUGAUCUCCCUAUUAUCCCGGAUCGCUUCCGCCGGCACUGGGGACAAUACUGUCUUCUCAAGCGGCGUGGCGACAACGAGAAUUUGUAA
This is a messenger RNA of Aspergillus chevalieri, 1776 nucleotides long. It is a transcript of the gene ALG9, whose product is annotated as dolichyl-P-Man:Man(6)GlcNAc(2)-PP-dolichol alpha-1,2-mannosyltransferase. The record is from RefSeq and is a predicted model, not a curated record. NCBI's taxonomy places the organism in Eukaryota, Fungi, Ascomycota, Eurotiomycetes, Eurotiales, Aspergillaceae. Gene Ontology annotation, cellular component: endoplasmic reticulum membrane. Gene Ontology annotation, molecular function: alpha-1,2-mannosyltransferase activity. Gene Ontology annotation, biological process: protein N-linked glycosylation. The coding region runs from base 1 to 1776 and encodes 591 amino acids. The transcript is spliced from 4 exons.